CUAUUUACAAUUCAUGAAUUUGCUCUCUCCCUCUCUCUACAUUGCCGUUUCUCUCUCUACAAUAUCUCUCCCUUAGGGUUCGUUUACAGAUUCUCAGCGGCGACGAUGUCUUCCCCAAAGAUGAUAUUGUUGAAAAGUGCUGACGGCGAGACCUUCGAGGUCAUGGAGGCGGUUGCUCUCGAGUCCCAGACGAUUAAGCACAUGAUUGAAGACGAUUGCGCAGAUACUGUUAUACCGCUUCCCAACGUCACUAGCAAGAUAUUGGCUAAGGUUAUAGAAUACUGUAGGCGCCAUGUCGAUCCUGCGAAGAGCGAUGACAAGGCGAACGAGGACGAUCUCAAAGCCUUUGAUGCUGAAUUUGUCAAAGUUGAUCAGAGCACUCUCUUUGAUCUUAUAUUGGCUGCUAAUUACCUGAACAUCAAGAGCUUGCUUGAUCUCACAUGUCAAACAGUGGCUGACAUGAUCAAGGGCAAGACCCCAGAGGAAAUCAGGAAAACUUUCAACAUAAAAAAUGACUUCACACCUGAGGAGGAAGAGGAGGUCAGGAGGGAGAAUGCCUGGGCAUUUGAGUGAAAUAUGCUCUCUGCUAAUUAAUUGUCUAUACUCGCCGUAGGGCAUACAUGCUAUGUGACCCAAUCAAUCUUAUUUAUGUUUCUCAGUUUAUGUCAGUAAAUAUGAUUAGAACCUCCUUGUUGCUUAAUUUUGUGAUUCAAUCAAGACAAAUGGCACCUUGCAUUUUGUGGUGUGGUUAUCCUUCCAA
Messenger RNA from Ipomoea nil (Japanese morning glory), 760 nucleotides. Its product is annotated as SKP1-like protein 1A. Gene Ontology annotation, molecular function: cullin family protein binding. The transcript is spliced from 2 exons. The record is from RefSeq and is a predicted model, not a curated record. Gene Ontology annotation, biological process: SCF-dependent proteasomal ubiquitin-dependent protein catabolic process. Bases 106 to 573 code for a protein of 155 amino acids. Gene Ontology annotation, cellular component: nucleus; cytoplasm. Lineage: Eukaryota; Viridiplantae; Streptophyta; Magnoliopsida; Solanales; Convolvulaceae.